UUCAGAUGGUGUCAGUGCCAACUGGUAUAAACUCUCCUAUUUAAAGCAUAUUCCAGGAAAGCCUCCUAAUGAUUGCCUUCUCCUUGUGCCGCUUUUAACAGCUGCUGGGUCGCUAUUUUCAGAUAACGAGUAUAUUUGUUAAGUGAGGAACCAGAGGCCGAACACAAGACAAACAGCAUUUGUAUCGCUCUCACUCUGUUAAAAUGGAGCGGCAGGAGAAACUGAAAGGUCAGAUGUUCGAAACCCAUAAAGGAAUUAUUCAGAGCAGUGAAGGGGAAGCUUCCAAUGAUGAACAUGCCUCGAGUUCAGUCACCUCAAUCCCAGCCGCUCUACCUGCUGCUCGCAAUACUACUUCUAAAUACGAUUUUGUCAAGGUUCGAGUUUGGCUCGGAGACAAUGCAGAUCAUUAUUAUGUGAUGUCCAGGUUCCUUCUCUGCAGGAUGCUAACUGUCACCAAGAUCCCUAAUCAUGUUGCCAUUAAAAUUGCUUUGGAGUUGAAGAAACUACUAGUAGACAACAGUCUUCUCGAUGUAUCCCAGUCAGAUCUGGAAGCUAAUCUGUUUAAACUCAUGGAACGACGUGGAUAUGGGGAGGAGUACAUCAAUCGAUAUAAGAUGAUGACUAGGUUUCAUCAUCAAAGGGUGCCAUUUGUAAUCCUUGUUUGUGGGACUGCUUGUGUUGGUAAAUCUACUAUUGCCACACAACUUGCUCAGCGCCUGAACCUGCCAAAUGUUUUACAGACUGACAUGGUCUAUGAGCUACUUCGUACCUCAACAGAUGCCCCGCUGGCUUCAACACCAAUUUGGGCUAGAGAAUUUAGCUCUUCAGAAGAGCUUGUUACAGAAUUUUGCAGGGAGUGUCGAAUUGUUCGUAAAGGUCUUGCCGGUGAUUUGAAAAAGGCAAUGAAGGAUGGAAAACCUAUAAUAAUUGAGGGAGUACAUGUAGAUCCAAGUAUUUAUCUAAUGGAUGAAGAAAAUAGGGAAUCGACUGGUUCAAAUGCUACAGCUGAAAAUAUAUCUUCAUCUGAAACCACACUUAAUGAUGAUGCAAAAUCAAAGGAUGGAAAUUAUUCACAAGAAGCUCUCAAUGAAGAAGUUUCUGUUGCUUCGGGAACUGAAUUUGCAACUGUGAUGGAUACAGAGACCUGCAAAUCAGAGAUAACUACAUAUAAUGGAUCAACAUUAAAUGAAAGAACUACAGACCUUAAAGAAUGUCAGGAGUCUGCCAAGAUACCAGGGAAGACAUCUAUGAGAACACAUGGCACAAAGGCAGAAAAUCUAACAAAAUAUGAGAAAUCAACUACAAAACCCAUAAUUGUUCCUAUAGUUCUUAAGAUGGCUGAUUUUGAUCACAAGGCUCUUCUAGAGGAAUGGGUAUUCACCAGAUCAAAUGGUGGACAAUGUCUAAGGAAGGAUCAAGAGAGUUUAAUUAACAAUUUGAAGACAAUUCAAGAUUAUCUUUGUUCAUUUGAAUCACAGGGUAUGACGGUUGUUAACAUCUCUGCCACAACAUUUCCUCAAACUUUGGACUGGUUACACAAUUAUCUUUUACAGUGUAUUGAACGGGGUUGUUCUUCUACAAAUACAGAAGCUGGCUCUUGAUAAAUUAUAUAAGCAGAUUGCAACAUAUUUCUAGCAUUGGUGAAUAGUUAGUGAACUAUCUAUUGUGUACAAAUCCUCACUUCUUGUAGAACAAAUAAUUCAAUUGAUAUCUCUGUGAUGAAUAAUUGGUGAGUUGUAGUAAAAGUAUAUUUUCAUUUUUGUAAUAAAAUUAAUUCAAGGGUUCUGGGAUUGAAUGUGUCUCAAUGUUGUAACAUCAAAGACAAAUUAAAUGUGAACCUUUUGGAAUGGUGAUUCCAAUUGUUCUGGGUGAGUUAUCACUCAAUUUGAUAUUAACAACUUGAAAAUACUCAUCUAUACAAGUGAGAUUGCAAUUCUACUAAA
Molecule: messenger RNA, 1943 nt
Organism: Cryptomeria japonica (Japanese cedar)
Lineage: Eukaryota; Viridiplantae; Streptophyta; Pinopsida; Cupressales; Cupressaceae
Exons: 15
Coding region: 204-1601 (465 amino acids)
Source: RefSeq, a predicted model, not a curated record